Messenger RNA from Diceros bicornis minor, 7578 nucleotides. RefSeq names its product NYN domain and retroviral integrase containing (gene NYNRIN). The record is from RefSeq and is a predicted model, not a curated record. The transcript is spliced from 8 exons. Bases 95 to 5794 code for a protein of 1899 amino acids. Gene Ontology annotation, cellular component: nucleus; cytoplasmic ribonucleoprotein granule. Lineage: Eukaryota; Metazoa; Chordata; Mammalia; Perissodactyla; Rhinocerotidae. Gene Ontology annotation, molecular function: RNA-DNA hybrid ribonuclease activity; mRNA binding. Gene Ontology annotation, biological process: DNA integration.
GGCCGAGGCUCCCCGAGCCCGGGCUGGGGCGCCUCCCGCUGCGGACCCCGGUGACACUGCCGGCUCCCUCCCUCCAGGGGCGGGCGGGGCAGCCAUGCUCCUGUCCGGGGGCGACCCUCCGGCGCAGGAAUGGGUUAUGGUGCAGACGAAAUCCAAGCCCCGUGUGCAGCGGCAGCGGCUCCAAGUGCAGCGCAUCUUCAGGGUCAAGCUGAGCGCCUUCCAGAGCCGCCCGGACAGCCCCUACUUCUGGCUGCAGCUCGAGGGGCCCAGGGAGAACAUGGGCAAAGCCAAGGAGUAUCUGAAAGGUCUGUGCAGCCCCGAGCUGUGGAAGGAGGUUCGCUACCCGCCGGCCCUGCACUGUGCCUUCCUUGGGGCCCAGGGCCUCUUCCUCGACUGCCUCUGCUGGAGCACUCUGGCCUACCUGGUGCCUGGCCCCCCUGGCUCCCUAAUGGUGGGUGGGCUGACCGAGUCUUUCAUCAUGACCCAGAACUGGCUGGAGGAGCUGGUGGGGCGGCUGCGCUGGGGCCCUGCCCCUCUGCUCACUCCCCGGGGGAUCUGGGAGGCCGAGGUGACCCGGGCCUUUGGGGCCCUGGUCUGGAUCCGUGGUGACCAGUAUGCAGGGGACCUGCUGCAGCUGCCCCCAGCGGUCCAGGAGCUGCUGCUCAGCCUGGUGCGGGAUGCUGCGGGCAAGGAGGACAUCAUCGAGUGGCUCAGCCGCAUUGGCACCUCCGACUCCCGCUCCGACCCGGAGGUCCUGAUCUGCCCUCCCCACCAGCAGAAGGAAGGCCCGGCCAUGGUGUCCGUGGGAGAUGGUCCUGGGCCCCUCCUGGAGAUAGGGACCUUCCAGAGUGGGAGCUCAGAAAAUUCAAAGAGAUUAACCAGCCUAGGAGCCGCCAGGUCCCUAGUCUCGGGCACCCCAAGUCAGAACACACAGCAGGAGACAGCAAACCAGCCGGUACGGGUCGGUUCCAACAACCACGGUGGUACGGACAGCGCUCGUGAGGAAGGGCCAGUGCAAGCCACCAGCAGCCAGGACUCUGCGAACCACACACAAGCCUUGUCACAGCAGAAGCAGGUCCAGAGGGUGGAAGACAAACUCCCCCUCCAGCCUCCAGUGUCGGCCCUGAGUGUGUGCCCGCCCUGGAAGGCCUGGGCCCCGGGGCCAGCCUUUGGGCCCUUUUGGCCAGGGGCUAUUGCUGCAACCUUCUGGAGGAUCAAUGAACUGCAUUCUCUCCACCUGGCCUGGCUCCUGUCCCAGGCGUGCCUCAGUUUCCCCUUCUGGCAGAGGCCACUGGGCCCUAUUCAGUUCAAGCUGCCAGGGCAGAAUCCAUUGCCCUUAAAUCUGGAGUGGAAGCAGAAGGAGCUGGUUCCUUUGCCCAGUGUGGAAAGCCCGGAUUGUAGACCCGAUGGGGGGCCAGGAGGAGAGGCAGCCCUACACAAUUGCCCGAGGCCAGAGACCCCCAAAAAAGUCAUGAGUUUACUGGUGGUGUCAGGGAGCUCGGGUGUAAAGGACAAGGCGAGCCCAGGACUUCCACAGAUAGGGCCACCUUUGACCUUGACACCCCAACUCCAAGCUGGAAGUGAGCUGGGGGAUCAAAGAAGUGUGCAGUGCGAUUGUAAGGGGCCAGAAGAGGGGCCCUUUCCAGCGUCCCCUGCAGGGCAAGGGGUGCCUCCAGCUCAAGAGAGGCCCUUGGCUCACGGGGGGCUGACAGCUCAGUCAGUCCCUGAUGCUCAAACAGUGCCUGAAACUCUCACAGUGCCCAUGACUGCAGCAGUGCCCAUGGCUCAGCCCUCACUUGUGAACCAAGAGCUGCCUGCAGCCCCCACAGUGCCUACAGCUCAGAUGGUGCCAGCCAUCCACGCAGAACCUGCAGCCCGCAAAGUGCCUUCGGCUCCAACAAAGCUGGCAGCUCAAGUGGUGCCCACAGCUCCACAGGCAGCCGUGGCCCAGCCGGUGUCGGCAGCUCAAAUGGUGCCUGCAACUCCCAAAACCCCCAUGGUUCGGAAAAUGCCUGCGGCGAAAAUGUCACUUGCAGGUCCCAAAACACCCAAGGCUCACACGGGGCCUGCAGCUAAAACAGGGUCUACAGCCCCCAAAGCACCUGUGGCCCCCAAAGCCCCCAGGGCGCCCCAAACGCCUGCAGCUCAGAAGGCACUCACAGAUCCAGGGCCAACCUCAGAUGCAGCCAAACUCCGGAGUGAGUGCCAGCCUUCAUCAAGGGGCAGUGCUUCCUUCCCAAAGGGCCAGGGGGAGGCCAGAAGGCAGGGUCCCGAGUCCAGCAGCACUGUGGCCCCCAGUAGUAAGCACCAACCUCAGGUGGACAGAUUCCUGGGGACUUGGGAGGGGGCCCCGAGGCAGCCGGCUCGCCACCCACAGGUGAACAACACGGUGACCAGCUUCCAGAGGUACCACGAGGCCCUGAAUACGCCCUUCGAGCUGAACCUGUCGGGGGAGCCCGGGGACCAGGGAUUGCGGCGAGUGGUCAUUGACGGCAGCAGCGUGGCCAUGGUGCACGGCCUCCAGCACUUCUUCUCCUGCCGUGGCAUUGCCAUGGCAGUGCAGUAUUUCUGGAACCGGGGACACCGAGAGGUCACUGUGUUUGUACCCACCUGGCAGCUGAAGAAAAACCGGAGAGUGAGAGAAAGCCACUUUCUGACGAAGCUACACUCCCUCAAGAUGCUUUCAAUCACCCCCUCCCAACUCGAGAACGGCAAGAAGAUCGCCACCUACGAUUAUAGGUUCAUGGUAAAGCUGGCAGAGGAGACAGAUGGCAUCAUCGUCACCAAUGAGCAGCUCCACAUCCUGAUGAAUAAUUCCAAGAAACUGAUGGUCAAAGAUCGCUUGCUGCCCUUCACCUUUGCGGGGAAUCUCUUCAUGGUGCCCGAUGACCCCCUGGGCCGUGAUGGCCCCACCCUGGAUGAGUUUCUGAAAAAGCCAAACAGGUUGGACACCGACAUUGGCAACUUCCUGAAAGUGUGGAAGACUCUUCCUCCCAGCUCAGCCAGCAUCUCUGAGCUGAGUGACGAUGCUGACCCUGGACCCCCGGAAAGUCCGCAGACUGUGGAAGAAGUCAAGGAGGAGAAGGAGGAGAGGCAGGACGAGGAGCAGAGGGAGGGGCAGGGGAUGCACCAGCCCGCCGAGGAAGAUGACCUGGACUCUUCGCUGGCGUCGGUGUUCAGGGCUGAGUGCCCCUCCCUUUCAGAGGAAAUCCUCCGCUGCCUCAGCCUCCAUGACCCCUCCGACGGGGCCCUGGACAUUGAUCUCCUGCCGGCUGUGGCUUCUCCCCACCUGGGUGUCCCUUGGGAUGGGAAGGCUCCCUGCCAGCAGGUUCUUGCCCACCUGGCCCAGCUGACCAUCCCCAGCAACUUCACUGCCCUCUCCUUCUUCGUGGGGUUCAUGGACUCCCACCGGGAUGUCAUCCCCGACUACGAAGCCCUGGUGGGCCCCCUGCACAGCCUCCUCAAGCAGAAGCCGGACUGGCAGUGGGACCGGGAGCACGAGAAGGCCUUCCUGGCCCUGAAGCGAGCCCUGGUGUCUGCCCUCUGCCUGAUGGUCCCCAACCCCCAGCUGCCCUUUCACCUGGAGGUGACGGUGAGCCACGUGGCCCUGACGGCCACUGUCUAUCAGGAGCACUCAGGAAGGAAGCACCCCAUAGCCUAUACCUCCAAACCCCUCCUCCCGGACGAGGACAGCGAGGGCCCCCAGUCGGGGGGAGACAGCCCCUAUGCGGUGGCCUGGGCCCUCAAGCAUUUUUCCCGCUGCAUUGGAGACAGCCCGGUGGUCCUGGACCUGUCCUAUGCCUCCCGGGCCACUGUGGACCCCGAGGCCCGGGAAGACCGCAGGGUUUCCAAAGCAUGGUUGAUCCGCUGGUCCCUCUUGGUCCAGGACAAAGGCAAGCGGGCCCUGGAACUGACGCUUCUCCAGGGCCUGCUGGGCGGGAACCGGCUGCUGACGCCCGCAUCCUCAAUGCCUCGUUUCUUCCAGGUUCUGCCGCCUUUUUCCGACCUGUCCACUUUUGUCUGUAUCCACAUGUCAGGCUAUUGCUUUUACCGUGAGGAUGAGUGGUGUGCUGGCUUUGGUCUCUAUGUCCUGUCUCCCACCAGCGCCCCCGUCUCCCUUUCCUUCUCUUGCUCCCCUUACACCCCAACCUAUGCCCACCUGGCUGCCGUGGCCUGUGGCUUGGAGCGCUUUGGCCAAUCCCACCUCCCUGUGGUUUUCCUCACGCAUUGCAACUGGAUCUUCAGCCUCCUCUGGGAGCUCCUGCCCCUCUGGAGGGCUCGGGGCUUCCUCUCCUCCGACGGGGCUCCGCUACCUCACCCAAGCCUGCUCUCCUACAUCAUAUCCCUCACCUCUGGCCUCUCGUCCCUUCCCUUUAUCUACCGAACCUCCUACCGUGGCUCCCUGUUUGCUGUGACAGUGGACACUCUGGCCAAACAGGGUGCGCAGGGAGGCGGGCAGUGGUGGAAUUUGCCAAAGGAUGUGCCAGCCCCGGUCGUGUCUCCCCAUGCCAUGGGCAAGAGGCCCGACUUGCUGGCGUUACAACUGAGCGACAGCACCCUGGCCGAUGUCAUUGCCAAGCUGCAGGCCGGGCAGAAGUUGUCUAGCUCCUCACCCUUCAGUUCUGCCUUUAACUCACUCAGCCUCGACAAGGAGAGCGGCCUGCUGCUGUUCAAGGGAGAUAAGAAGCCCAGGGUCUGGGUGGUCCCGAGGCAACUCCGGAGGGAUCUGAUUUUCUCUGUGCAUGACCUCCCCAUGGGGGCCCACCAGAGGCCUGAGGAGACCUACAAGAAGUUGCGGUUGCUGGGGUGGUGGCCGGGGAUGCAGGAGCAUGUGAGAGAUUACUGCAGGAGCUGCUUGUUCUGCAUCCCCCGGAACCUCAUAGGCAGUGAGUUGAAGGUUAUUGAGUCCCUGUGGCCCCUCAGGUCAACCGCCCCCUGGUCAAACCUGCAGAUCGAGGUGGUGGGCCCGGUCACCAUAAGUGAGGAGGGCCACAAGCAUGUGCUGAUUGUGGCCGACCCCAACACCAGGUGGGUGGAGGCGUUCCCGCUGAAGCCCUACACACACACGGCGGUGGCCCAGCUGCUGCUCCAGCACGUGUUUGCGAGGUGGGGUGUUCCUGUGAGGCUGGAGGCCGCCCAGGGCCCCCAGUUUGCCCGCCAUGUCCUGGUGAGCUGUGGGCUGGCCCUGGGGGCCCAGGUGGCCUCCCUGAGCAGGGACCUCCAGUUCCCGUGCCUGACGAGCUCAGGGGCCUACUGGGAAUUCAAGAGGGCCCUCAAGGAGUUCAUCUUCCUGCAUGGCAAGAAGUGGGCGGCUUCCCUGCCCUUGCUGCACCUGGCCUUCAGGGCCUCCUCCAGCCAGGCCACGCCGGUCCAGAUCCUGACAGGGGCCGAGGUGAGGCUGACCGAGCCCCUGUGGUGGGAAAUGAGCAGCGCAAACAUCGAAGGGCUCAAGAUGGACGUCUUCCUGCUGCAGCUGAUGCGGGAGCUCCUGGAGCUCCAUUGCAGGGUGGCUGACAAGGCGAGCGAAAAGGCCGAGAACAGGCGUUUCAGGCGGGAGAGCCAGGAGAAGGAGUGGAACGUGGGCGACCAGGUCCUCCUGCUGUCCCUCCCCAGGAACGGCAGCAGCGCCAAAUGGGUGGGCCCCUUCUAUAUCGGGGACCGGCUGAGCCUGUCUCUCUACAGGGUCUGGGGCUUCCCGACCCCGGAGAAACUUGGGUGCAUCUAUCCCAGCAGUCUGAUGAAGGCCUUUGCCAAGAGUGGCACUCCCCUGUCCUUCAAGGUCUUGGAGCAGUGAGCUGGAGCAGUGGGGGAGCCCUGGCCCCUGGGUUCUGAGCUGAUGCUGCCAGGCCUCCCCCUGCCCCAGCAGUGUUCUUACAGCCCCCUGGGGGCCUCCGUCGUGCCUUUUGUAGAGAAGUUACUUCAUAAAGCUUUGCUGAGUUGCCUUGAACUGGGCACCAGCGUCUGUAUGGACACAUCCCCCGUUUGGGGUAUUGGGAGAAUCUGCCAAGGGCUGUCUGAUGUGGUUCUCUGGCAGUUUUACCCUGAGGGGUAGAAAGUCCCCUUACUAAGGUAGGCCAGGCUCAAUGUCUUUCCCCAAGGAUGCCCUUAGCCCUGUCACACAUGUGCAGGUAUACAUGCACAUGUCACUCCUGGCUAUCUUAAGCAUGAAACAGUGUGGCUCUGGACCUCAGAAUCAGAACCAUGUUUGCCUCUCAAACACAAACCUCAGAUAUAGACUCCUCCCCCGACCUGUUCAACCGGGCACCCUUCGCCCUUGGAGUUGUCACAGCUGACAAAUCCAUGCGGGCUGUGGAGAGGCAGCCUGUUCCCAGUCUCGUGGUCAGCUCUCUCAGGCCAGACUAGGCCCGCCCAGCUGUCAAGGGAGGGCUGGCAGUCCUGGGCCUCAAGGCUCGGAGCUGGGGUGGGAGGACGGCCAGCCAUGUAGGUGUGAAAGGACAAGGGGGAGACUGAGUCAGCCUACCUCAUUUGACUCCAGCCAAUGGAGACAGCCCCCUGACCCAUGCUUUGAUGGUGUCAACCCCACAGGAAUCAAGGAUCUUGAUGCCAAGUGUGGCAUCUCUAACUGAAAAGCUGCUUCAACUAGGCCAAGGGGCCCAGGCCUCUGUUUCAAGGGGGCGGGUUUCUGAAAUGAGCAGUCUGGCACUCAAAGAGGUGCUGGCUCUACCUCUCAGCCCCACCCCAGAGCCCACAGCCCUCUCCUCCUCCCGCCUCCACUGUACCCUGCAUCCCCAGACCCUACAUAGUGUGUGACUGCUUUGAUUGGAUCUCGCCCCAUUCCCUGGACCUGACUUCUGUAGAGCAAAACCCGGGAUCCCUCAGAGCCACUCUGCAAUGAUUGCUCUUGUAGCAAGAGGGAGUUUCUUCUAGGUGUGCGUGCUUCCACUCACUCCUCUGAACUGGAGUAAAGGCCAGCACCACAUCACUCUGGCUGGGCCCCUUAGUUUUAUUUCUCCAAAGCUGAGCUGGUCUCCUGGCCUAGCUCAGGUUGCCAAAUCACUUGGCAUUGCUAGAACCAGAGGAGAAUCUGCCAUCGAGUCCAAUUUGUUUGUUUUAUAGUCAAGGAAAGAGGCCCAGAGAGGCAAAGUGACUUGCCCAAAGUCACACAGCUAGUUCGUGGCUGAGCUGGGGCCAGGAUUAAGCUUCCUGACUCUCAGUUCACCAUAGACCGGGUUCUGGAGACAGGUUCAAGCGAGAGAAUCCCUCAAAAUCCUAUACUCAUAUUCCUUCCAACUCCCCAUCUCCCAAGUCUAGUAGACAAUCUACUUAGAUGUUGCCCUUAAACCAUUUCCUGCUGCUAAUUUUGUCCGGGAAAGAAUGAUUGGGUGACAGCUGAGAAAUUGAAAGGUGAGCCGUGGGAUUUUUAGCAGAUCCUUCUUUCCCUCUCCUCCUCUCCCUCCUCUGCCUCUCCUCUUCCCCUUCCUCCCUCUAAUGGUACAUCCAGCCUCCUUCUCCCUCCCCAGUGCUGUACCCCUUCCCCCUGUUAACCACAUUUAUCAUCUUAUACCCUUUUAUGUGACUUUUUUUCAUUUGAUUUGUCAAUAAACGGAUCAAAAUGGA